This is a messenger RNA of Trypanosoma cruzi, 1251 nucleotides long. Its product is annotated as transporter, putative. Lineage: Eukaryota; Euglenozoa; Kinetoplastea; Trypanosomatida; Trypanosomatidae. The record is from RefSeq and is a predicted model, not a curated record. Gene Ontology annotation, biological process: endoplasmic reticulum to cytosol auxin transport. The transcript has a single exon. Gene Ontology annotation, cellular component: membrane. Bases 1 to 1251 code for a protein of 416 amino acids.
AUGGACCGCUUUAUAUCCUCUGCUGUGACUGUCGGCAAGGUGAUUCUUGUCUCGGUGGUGGGCAUUUGGAUAUCGCAGCAUUUUCACAACAAGGAAAAAUCACUCAAGGCACUUAGUUAUAUCUCUGUUAAAAUAUUUUUGCCAUGCCUCCUCUUCUCACAACUGGCAAAGGAUCUCUCAUGGGAUAUGAUUCAUAAGUAUUACUGGGCAUGUAUAUUGCCUCUUAUUCCAAUGAUAUUUGGCUUUUGCACAGCCCUUGCCUUUCGUUCUUUCAUUCCUGCCGAGCUUCACGGUCUGCUUCUGCUGUCCUGCACGUUUCAAAGCAUCGUAUCCUAUGGCCUAGGCAUCGUGCUGAAUCUUGACAUCUCCUGGUGGAGCAAGGAAGACAGAAGUGAGGCGCAGUCAUAUGUGUUUCUUUUCAACUUGCUGCACUCUUUGUUUCUGUGGUCAUUUGGCACAAUGAUAGUUGAGAAGGGCGCUAUGGCCUUGGAGGAAAUGAAGGCCACCGCCGCUGUUGCCACCGCUGUUUCUGCCGAAGAUGAUGGUGAUGAUGCCAUUACGUCCAUGCGCAACACAAGCGGCGCGUUAGUGGAAAUGGAAGAGUGUUUUGGGGCUGAAAGUCAUCAAAGUGCAGGGCAGCUGGAGGCAUAUCAGCCUGCACCGGAGAUCAACUCCACACGAGACGUCGUGGAGCGAGAAAAUAAGUGCACGGCGGAUUUAACAUGGCCGGAGUACAUCCGCGUGCAACUCCCGUACCUUUUGUCCGAGCAGAUUAUUGCCAGCUUUUUAGGGUUGCUGGUUGCUCUUGUCCCCCCUUUCUAUCUUCUGGCGAAGAACCCUGUGGGGGAGGUGUUAAUGGGUGGGAUUUCUUUUUUGGCUCCAGGUGCCGUCCCGCUGCAACUUUUGGUACUCGGCGUCAACGUCACGGCAGACGAUGAAGACGACUCAAAAACACUUCCCAUUUGUUUUCUGGUAGUUGUCAUUCUUCUUCGUCUCCUUUUUAUUCCUGCUAUUUGUUUCUGCAUUAUCCACAUUCUCGUGGUGAAUGCCCUUAUGCCCUACGAUAAGCCGUUUAUAUUAGUGAUGCUGAUACUAACAUCCGCACCGACAGCGAUAAACACGUCUAGUAUAUGUUCUAUUUAUUCCUACAAAGUCAAAGAGUAUACAAAAGUGCUUCUCUUCAUGUAUAUGGCAUGCAUUUUCACGACAACUGUAUGGCUUACAGUAUAUGUUUGGUAUCUGGAUUCAUAA